This is a messenger RNA of Knipowitschia caucasica, 6429 nucleotides long. The record is from the annotation of a GenBank genome assembly. Lineage: Eukaryota; Metazoa; Chordata; Actinopteri; Gobiiformes; Gobiidae.
AUGAAACUUGCUGAGCCAACUAAAGUAUUGGGGCAAGAAAGUGACUCAUCAGAAACUUCAGUCCGUGGUCCACGCAUCAAACAUGUGUGUCGUCGUGCAGCGGUGGCCCUCGGUCGCAAUCGGGCAGUGUUUCCUGAUGACAUGCCCACACUUAGUGCCUUGCCCUGGGAAGAAAGAGAAAAGAUUUUAUCUUCCAUGGGAAAUGAUGACAAGUCAUCUGUUGCUGGUUCGGAAGAAGCAGAGCCACAAUCUCCACCAAUUAAGCCACGAGAAACGAGACACAAACCUAUUCAAGAUGCUCCCCCUAAAAAAGGAAGGCGUUCACGGCGCUGUGGCCAAUGCUCAGGCUGUCAGGUACCAGAAGACUGUGGUGAAUGUACUAACUGUCUUGACAAGCCCAAAUUUGGAGGACGAAAUAUCAAAAAGCAAUGCUGCAAGAUGAGAAAGUGUCAGAACCUUCAGUGGAUGCCAUCAAAGAUUCUGCUGAAACAAGGGAAAGGCAAAAAAGAGAAGAGAAGGAACAAGGUGUCUGAGAAGAAGGAUUCUGCCAAUACAGUUAAAGAGUCUAAUGCUGAGUCUACAAUGAAACCUACUCCUUCCUCACCAAAGGAGGAGUCUUUGGAUUCUUCAGAGCCCUCUGCUGUCUCUGAGGUCAAACAGCUAACCAGUGUGUCCACCCAAAGCUCUCCAGUCAAGACAUCAGUGCUUCAUCUAGCUCAACAGAAGAAUUGGCCAACUGUUAAUCAAACACUCUCCAAAAAGGAGUCUCCCAAAAGUGAUCCCAGAAAAUCCCUGCAGGAGUCCCCCAUUCUACCCUCUUCAAUUACACCAGAUUCAGACUUGAAAAGAACAAAAAGCUCAAUUUCUUGGCCGGACCUUUCAAAACAGCGACCAAAAGACAAGGCACUGACCACUAAGCCACACCACAGCAGUAAUUUAAACUGGCUAAGCACUCCCUCGACUAGGGGCCCAGCAAAGUCCAGAGCAACUUGCGACGGAGUGCAUCGCAUCAGAGUGGAUUUAAAGAGAGACCAUGAUGUUGAUAAAGUGUGGGACGUAGGAGGCCUCAGCCUGCUCACCUCUGGACCAGUCACACCCAGAGUGCUGUGCCUCUUGUGUGCAAGCAGCGGGAAUGUGGAGUUUGUGUACUGCCAGGUGUGCUGUGAGCCAUUCCAUCUUUUUUGCUUGGGCGAGUCAGAGCGCCCUCAUCAAGAGCAGUUUGAAAAUUGGUGUUGUCGAAGGUGUAGAUUUUGCCAGGCUUGUGGACGCAAACACCACAAAAAUAAACAACCACUACUUGAGUGUGACAAGUGCCGUAACAGCUAUCACCCGGAGUGCCUGGGUACCAACUACCCGAGCAGACCCACCAAAAAGAAAAAAAUCUGGGUUUGCAGCAAUUGCGUGUGCUGCAAAAGUUGUGGUGCCACAAAGCCUGGAAAAUCAUGGAAUGCCCAAUGGUCACAUGACUUUUCAAUGUGUCAGGAAUGUGCCAAAGUCAGUUUUAAAGGGAAACUCUGCCUUCUGUGUAAUAAGUGCUAUGAUGAAGAUGAUGACUGUGGAAGAAGAAUGAUGCAGUGCGGCCAUUGUAAAUUCUGGGUUCACGCCAAGUGUGAGAAAUUGACAGAUGAAAUGUAUGAGCUUCUGCCCAACCUCCCAGAGAGCGUUGCCUUCACAUGCACCAAGUGUACAGACUGCUGUCCAAGCCUGUGGCGAACAGAACUGGAAAGGAAUCUUCAGAGCUGCAUUCGAACUGUCCUUAAUGCCUUGCUGAACUCUCAUACAUCUAUGCACCUUUUGCGCUUUAGGCAGCAAUCUGUAAAACCUCCAGAGUUAAACCCAGAAACCGAAGAAAGGCAGCCGUCGCGUCGAUCUCCAGAGGGGCCUGAUCCCCCAGUUCUCAUGGAGGCUACUUCUGAACCCAGCGACUCGCCACAAGAUUUAGAGUCGGUUGAAAAGAAAAUGGAUUUGGGUUGCUACAAGUCAGUGAUGGAGUUUGGUGAUGAUAUUGCUAGAAUAAUUCAGACAUCAAUCCACAGUAGUGGUGGCCAGCUUGAGAGCCGCAAAGCUAACGGCAUGGUCAAAGCCUUUUUCAUUCGGCAAAUGGAUCGCAUCUUCCCGUGGAUCAAAGUAAAAGAGUCAAGGUUCUGGGAAAGACAAAAAGUCUCAGCCAGUGUCCUCCUCCCAAAUGCAGUACUGCCGCCAUCGUUAGACCAUAACUAUGCCCAGUGGCAGGAGAGACAGGAACUGUCUCGAGCAGUGCAGCCCCUCUUCACAAAGAAGAUCAUUCCAGCUCCCUCCCCCCAGAGCCAGAGUGGACCAGAUCCAGCCUCAUCUCCUUCGGUCCAUCCGUCUCUUAUCAGACCUCUUCCACUAUCACCUGGAGAUGAGGACAGCCCAGAUUCUCCAGUUCCACCUGGUAUUGGCGACAAUAGACAAUGUGCUUUAUGCCUCAAGUAUGGUGAUGAGAAUAAUAAUGAAGGGGGCAGGCUGCUUUACAUUGGACAGAAUGAAUGGACUCAUAUCAACUGUGCCCUUUGGUCUUCUGACGUGUUUGAGGAUGAUAAUGGCUCCCUAAAAAAUGUUCAUUUAGCUGUUCUUCGAGGAAAGGAAAUGAGCUGUGAGAAAUGUCAGAGGCCUGGGGCUACAGUUUCCUGCUGCCUUACAUCUUGCUCCAAUAACUACCACUUUAUGUGUGCACGCCAAUGUCAAUGCAUCUUCCUGGAGGACAAGAAGGUGUAUUGUUCAAAGCACAGAGAUUUGAUCAAAGGACAUGCUGUGUCUGGGUUUGCUGUGACUCGCAGAGUGCUGGUGGACAUAGAGAGCAUGAGCCUCAAGAAGAAGUGGCUGUCAGGACUAGAACCUGAUGAUAUCCACAUGAUAAUUGGUUCCAUGACAAUUGAUUGUUUGGGAAAACUGACAGAGCUGUCAGACUGCAAACGCAAGCUUUUUCCAGUUGGCUACCAAUGCUCAAGAGUGUAUUGGAGUACCAUAGAUGCACGGAAGCGCUGUGUGUACACCUGUAGGAUCCUGGUUUGUCAUUCUGCAGUGUCAGAGUGUGAUCUGAGAAGCACCAUGGCGCCUGAACACAAUCUCACAAUAGCACACAGCCCCUCUCCUGUAGCAGAUUUUCCAGAUCCAUUUGAGUCCCCAAGACGUUCUGACACACUUUCACCCUCAUGCGCCCCUAAACUCAGGGUUUACACUAGAAAUCGCCACCCAAGUUACCCUCCGGCCGGGCCUCGACCUUUGAUUUCUUCAGGUGGUACUUCGCAAAUCCAAAGCCAUCCAGUUGUGACAGCAGGGCAUUCACUGCCUAAUCCCUCGGGAGGCGGCAGGGAGAUUCACUUCUCCUCACCCUCCGCUAACAGUGACAGUUCAGAGUCAGACACACAACCUCACGCUGCAGAAGUGUCUCUACCAAGAGGGUAUUCUCAAGGCCUUCUCGCAGAGGACGACCCAGAAGGGCAGGAUGAUGACCAUCAGAGCUUAGAUGACAAACAUCAUGAUGAUGACAGUGAUGGUUCAGGCUCAGCAAAGAGACGUUAUCCUCGCCGCAGUGCACGUGCCCGCUCAAACAUGUUUUUUGGUCUCACACCUUUUUAUGGAGUUCGCUCUUAUGGUGAAGAAGAUCUUCAUUUCUACGGCAGUGAGGAGGUAGCUGGGUCAAUGGUCAAGAAAAGAUCAGGAGUUCGAAAGAAGUCUGCUGAAGGACAAGUGGAUGGAGCAGAUGAUAUAAGUUCAUCUUCUUCAUCUGGUGAUAGUGGUGAAGAUGAUGGUAGCCAUAACCCAUAUUACUACAACUUCACCCGGACAAUCAUUAAUCCUGGGGAGGGUCUCCCAUCUAUAGAAGGGAUAGACCAAUGCCUCGGGCAAGAGUCCCAACUUCAGCGCUUUUUAAAAGAUGAGGAGCAACAGAAAAGGCAAGCGGACACUGAGGAGGAUCUGCUAAGUGAAUUGUCCUUGGGACAGCAGCAUAUUGGUCAGCUGGAUGGUGUUGACGAUGGAUCCGAGAGUGACACAAGCAUUUCCACGACCAGCACAACAAACACCAUAGCCACCUCCACUCCACCUAAGAACACCCCCAAGAGAAGGACAAGGGAAAGGCACUCUGACAAGAUGGACUCACACCCUUCCAACAAAGAUUCUGACAACAGUGGUGGUCCAGGGGGUGGAAACACACGAGAAGGCAGGAAACACCAGAAGGAAAACUGUCUUCCUCAUGUUGGAAAGUCUCAGGCACAAAGCCAGGAUCCUCUUGAUGCUCAGCUAUCCCUCAGCACUGAUCUGCUCAAGUCUGACUCUGACAACAACAACAGCGAUGACUGUGGUAACAUUUUACCAUCUGACAUAAUGGAGUUUGUUCUCAACACACCCUCUUUGUCCAUGCAGACUUUGGGCCAACAGGCUGAGUCUUCCUCAUCAGAACUACUGCUUGAUGAGGGCUUUGUAGGAGUAGAUGUCAACAGACGCAAAGACAUUCUCUUUGAUGACUUUUCACAGCCCCUGUCCAGUUCUGAAAGUGGAAGUGGAAGUGGAGUGGAGAGUAAUGUAAACAACUCCAUGUCUGUGGAGGAACCAUACCUGCCCUUGGAGCUUCCCUCUGACUUGUCUGUCCUCACCACUCGCAGUCCAACAGUAAGCGCCAGUCAGAACCACACUGCUGGCAGUCUCAUAGCUGACCCUUCAGACCGCAGCAUGCUGAACUUAACCACAGACUCUGAAACCAUCAGAGGGCGCAAAAUUAGCCACAAGAAAAGAGAGGAAAAUCAGCACAACACGACUUCUUUGGGAAAUCAAGAUGUGACUGAAGGACACAUGACCCCGGAGCAGUUUAUUCCUAGUCCUGCUAUAGGCCAGGCAGUAGAAACUACUGUGAACCCUGAUGUUCCUCGGGCUGCUGGAACUCCAAGUCUACCAAGCUCUCCAUCUAUCUCACUUAAGGGUGGAGGCCCCAUUAAUGUUCCUGUUCAAACAUCUAUAGCCAGCAGCCUCUGUGUCCUGCCCUCUCAUCAAAGCAUCAGCAUGAGCAAAGGAGAGACUGAAGGCGGUACUGUCCAAUACAACAAAACCCAGACCCUGGAAUCCGGUCAGAACGCGAGCAGUAGAACGACCCCUAUUUCCAGAUCCUAUGAACUGAAGCAGAGUCAUCCCUGCACAAUAGCACCCGCGACAGGAGGAGAGAAGGGCAAGACAAAAGCCAAGAGGAGUUUACAAAAUCCAGAAGUUGUCGGAGGAAAGAAACAUAAAGCCUAUCAGGAGCAUUACAACAGACCGUCAGCAACUCCUUCAGUGAAAGCAAAUUCAAGUUCUAAAGUAUCAUGUUCCUCCGAACCAAUGGACACUGGCAAACCUACAGACAAGUCAACUAACCACGGUAAAAAGAAGACCUCCGAAUGCCCUGGAAAAAUUGUAGGCAAAGGCAAAGUCUCACAUGCCAAAAGAGCAGGGUCUCUCAUUGUGUCAUCUGCACCUGGUCAAGAGGACAACGCCAAAGACUCUGCACUGGACAGCAAGCCUAAGAAGGGCAUCAUCUUUGAAAUUUCAAGUGAAGAUGGCUUCCACAUCCGUUGUGAGAGUAUAGAAGAGGCUUGGAAGUCCCUGACAGAUAAGGUGCAAGAGGCCAGAUUCCACGCUCACCUGAAGGAACUCUCUUUUGAUGGUGUAAAUGCUCUUCGAAUGCUUGGCAUCGUUCACGAGGCAGUGGUUUUCUUGUUAGAGCAGUUGUCUGGCUCCAGACAUUGCCGUAGUUACCGCUUUCGUUUCCACAAGCCUGAAGAGUCCGAUGAGCCUCCAGUCAACCCCCACGGCUCAGCCAGAGCGGAAAUCCACAACAGGAGAUCUGUAUUUGAUGUCUUCAACUUUUUGGCCUCUAAACAUCGGCAGCCUCCUGCGUACCGACCACAGGACGAAGAGGAAGAGGAGGGUCAGCUCAGGGUUGCCAGGCGCGCAUUCAUGGAAUUACCGCUGACUGUGAGGUUCAAACAGAUUAAGACCACAUGUAAAGAAACCGUGGGGGUCUACAGGUCUCCCAUUCAUGGGCGUGGUCUGUUUUGCAAGAAAACUAUUGAUGCUGGAGAGAUGGUCAUAGAAUAUUCCGGAAAUGUCAUUCGUUCGGUUCUCACAGACAAAAGAGAGAAAUAUUAUGACGGAAAGGGCAUCGGAUGUUACAUGUUUCGCAUCGAUGAUUUUGAGGUUGUUGAUGCCACAGUCCAUGGAAAUGCAGCGCGGUUCAUUAACCACUCGUGUGAACCGAACUGCUAUUCCCGAGUCAUCACUGUGGACGGGCAGAAGCACAUCGUCAUCUUUGCCCUUCGCCGAAUCUACUGCGGUGAGGAACUCACCUAUGACUACAAGUUUCCCAUCGAAGACGCCAGCAGUAAGUUGCCCUGCAACUGUGGGGCAAAGAAGUGCCGCAGUUUUCUCAACUGA